CCUUUGUGUCUCUGUUGUCCCAGGAUUCUAGUAUGCUGUGCUGGGAUCGCAGCCUAUGUGCUGGAGAAGACUGGGGACUUUGCAGCCGGGCCUCAGAGAACCCUCAGGAAUCGAGCAGCACCCCAGAGGAGAGAGCACAGGCCCUUGCACUGCCCACUUUGUACCAGAUCAGCGGUUCCAGGGAAGGAGUGAGAAUUGUAGGCGGUGGUUGGGCAGGAUCAUGAAUGAGGUUAUAAUUAAGGACAUGCCCAACACAGUCUUGCCUAGCAUCUCCGCUUGGUGUGCCAAGGGACAAAGAGGUUUGUUUCACCUGUGCACAGGGGCUCAGAGAACCUCCGCGCCAAGCGUCUGCAGAGAGGAGUUGGAAUGAUUCGGGAUGUAGUGGGUGGAACUGGUGCAUGUAGGCAGUGGUCAUGCUGCUAACAGUGGAGACUGGGGCACACAGAUCUCCUGUGAACCCGCCAAGAUCAACCCCAACUACGACAGAAACUGGUAGGGGCUCAGACUGCGGCUCUGCGGGGUGUGGCUCAGGUUAGCAAGACCAGUCCUGCUUGCCAGUGGUUUCAGUAACUGUAGCUGUCAAGGGGUCCGCGAUUGGCUGUGGGCCGAAAGUCUGCUCAUGGAUUGGCUGAUUUAGUUUGGGGGCUGUGCCCUGGGGGCAGAGUCCACUCCCGGGACUUCAAAUAAGACACCCCCAACUGGCUAGUGUAGAACCGAGUUGGUGUAGUUAAAACCUCUCUUCUGCUCCACGACUGAGGCUCCGGAGCAGAGGCACCAAAAUCAGCUCUGCGCUCACUGCCCAAGCUGCGCAGAGAGCACCCGGAGGCCCCAGGGGCCGUCGGGUGAGCAUUUUCUUUAGCCAUGGGGUCUGCAGCGUUGGAAAUUCUGGGUCUGGUGCUGUGUCUGGUAGGCUGGGUGGGCUUGAUCCUGGCGUGUGGGCUGCCCAUGUGGCAGGUGACUGCCUUCCUGGACCACAACAUCGUGACGGCGCAGACGACUUGGAAAGGGCUGUGGAUGUCGUGCGUGGUGCAGAGCACCGGGCACAUGCAGUGCAAGGUGUAUGAGUCUGUGCUAGCGCUGAGUGCGGAGGUGCAGGCUGCUCGGGCACUCACCGUGGGCGCUGUGCUGCUGGCGCUGGUGGCACUCUUUGUUACCUUGACCGGCGCUCAGUGCACCACCUGCGUGGCCCCGGGCCCAGUUAAGGCACGGGUGGCACUCACGGGAGGAGCGCUUUACGCGCUGUGCGGGCUGCUGGCACUCGUGCCGCUCUGCUGGUUCGCCAACAUCGUGGUCCGCGAGUUCUAUGAUCCGGCGGUGCCAGUGUCACAGAAGUACGAGCUGGGCGCGGCGCUGUACAUCGGCUGGGCGGCCUCCGCACUGCUCAUGUGCGGCGGCGGCCUCGUGUGCUGCGGCGCCUGGGUCUGGUCCGGGCGCCCAGAGUUCAGCUUCCCCGUCAAGUACUCGGCGCCUCGGCGGCCCACGGCCAAUGGCGAUUACGACAAGAAGAACUACGUCUAAGGGCGGGAGGCAUGGCGGGGCUCUUCCCGCAGCUAAGCCCGCGAUGGGAAAGACCGAUGCGGGAAGCCGCACGUGGAUGACGACCACCGCUGGUUUGCGCAGCGCAGACUCCGAGGCAAGUCAGGCUGGGUUUGGGCCAGGCUUGCCCGCUCUCACAGAGGGUCGGUUGACCGGCACUAGCCAGGUCCUGCUCAGAACAGACUACAGGCACUUGUGAGGACUUGACCGACCUUUUCUAUGUGCAGUUGGCCACGACGUGGGUGGAACUCUCAGAUUUCAUCGGUGAAGUAGGCACCAAACAGCUGCUAACAGUUCCUACUGAGAUCCUGGGGAACACUGGACGCUGCCUGCCUUCAUGUCCAGUGGCACCUGCUGACCUGAAAGGGCCGCUGGAGAGACCCGGGGGCUGCCGGAGGGACGCAUUUAAAAGGGCCUUUUCCUUGUUAGUGGAGAGGAACCUACUGAACCAAAGGACUUGGCCUGGACCUGAUCUUACUCCAGCAUUCCCCCAAGGUGGGGGGCCUGUAGGUACCAGAGCCUUAGAGGGGUUUCCUUCCUCCUUGAAGCUUGGGGUUUGGGGGGGUGGGCCGGGCAAGAAUUUGCUUAGUAAAUGGUUUGAACACUUUCAA
Molecule: messenger RNA, 2147 nt
Organism: Apodemus sylvaticus (European woodmouse)
Lineage: Eukaryota; Metazoa; Chordata; Mammalia; Rodentia; Muridae
Gene: Cldn5
Product: claudin 5
Exons: 1
Coding region: 862-1518 (218 amino acids)
Biological process (GO): cell adhesion; bicellular tight junction assembly
Cellular component (GO): bicellular tight junction; plasma membrane
Molecular function (GO): structural molecule activity
Source: RefSeq, a predicted model, not a curated record